AUGCCGGAGAAAGAAGAGAAUCCAAAGAAGAAGGAGGGAUGCAUGGGUGGCUGCAGCGGUAGCAGCAGCAGCAACAGCAGCAGCAGCACAAGCAACAGCAACAGCAACAGCAGCAGCAACAGUCCAAGCAGCAGCAACAACAACAACAACAGUGUGAUAGUACUUUAUUUGGUGCAGACCCAGAAGCAGCAGCAGCAGCAGCAGCAGCAGCAGCAGCAGGAACAGCAGCAGCAACAGGAUUAUACGGUUCAUCAGCAGCAGGAACAGGAGGCCUAUCAUCAACAUCCCCAUCAUCAGCAGCAACAACAACAGCAACAGCAGCAGCAGCAGCAGGAGCAGCAGCAGCAGCAGCAGGAGCAGCAACAGGAGAAGGAAUAA
Messenger RNA from Eimeria mitis, 378 nucleotides. RefSeq lists its product as uncharacterized. Bases 1 to 378 code for a protein of 125 amino acids. The transcript is spliced from 2 exons. NCBI's taxonomy places the organism in Eukaryota, Apicomplexa, Conoidasida, Eucoccidiorida, Eimeriidae. The record is from RefSeq and is a predicted model, not a curated record.